ACAUGGGACAGUCGUCAUCGUCGGUGCGUCUGCGGUCUGGAGGCUCCGGUAGCUGCAGGAGGAGGAGGCUGUUAAGACCUGGUUCAGAACCACUGCAGGUCAACAUUUUGAUAAGUGGAGGUUCAAUCGUCAACGCUGAGGCGGUAUGGGACCAUGUGACCAUGGCGGACCGGGAGUUGGCGUUUAAGGCCGGUGACGUCAUCAAGGUGCUGGACGCCUCCAACAAGGACUGGUGGUGGGGCCAGAUUGAUGAGGAGGAAGGAUGGUUCCCUGCCAGCUUUGUACGGGUGGAACCCCACCCUCCUCAGCCCCAAACAAAACAGGUUUUCUAUAUCAACCCCAUAGCAACUCCACGGUUCCAAAACACCACGUCAAAGCUGUGGGUGAAUCAGGAGGACGGGGGAGCGGAGCCAGCUGAGGGGACCAGCGAGGUGCAGAACGGGCACCUGGACCCGACCAAUGACUGCCUGUGUCUGGGCUCGCCCCUCCAGAACCGAGACCAGAUGAGAGCCAACGUCAUCAAUGAGAUCAUGAGCACAGAGAGACACUACAUCAAACACCUCAAGGACAUCUGUGAGGGCUAUCUGCGCCAGUGCAGGAAGCGUGUGGACAUGUUCAAUGACGACCAGCUGAAGGUCAUCUUUGGGAACAUCGAGGACAUCUACCGCUUCCAGAUGGGCUUUGUUAGAGACUUGGAGAAACAGUACAACACAGAGGACCCCCACCUCUCUGAAAUCGGACCGUGCUUUUUAGAACACCAAGAUGGUUUUUGGAUCUAUUCAGAAUACUGUAACAACCAUUUGGAUGCCUGUAUGGAGCUGAGCAAACUGAUGAGGGACGGCAGGUACCAGCACUUCUUCGAGGCCUGUCGCCUCCUCCAGCAAAUGAUUGACAUUGCCAUAGACGGCUUCUUGCUCACCCCUGUCCAGAAAAUCUGCAAAUAUCCACUCCAGUUGGCUGAGCUUCUUAAAUACACCGCGCAGGAGCACAGUGAUUAUCGAUACGUGGCAGCAGCACUGGCAGUAAUGCGGAACGUCACUCAGCAGAUCAACGAGAGGAAGAGGAGACUGGAGAACAUCGACAAGAUCGCCCAGUGGCAAGCCUCCGUGUUGGACUGGGAGGGGGAUGAUAUCUUGGACAGGAGCUCGGAGCUCAUCUACACUGGGGAGUUGUCAUGGAUCUAUCAGCCGUAUGGACGCAGCCAGCAGCGAGUCUUCUUCCUCUUUGAUCACCAGCUGGUCCUCUGUAAGAAGGAUCUGAUACGCCGGGACAUCCUGUACUAUAAGGGCCGCAUCGACAUGGAUCGCUACGAGGUGCGGGACGCCAUAGACGGGCGCGACGACGACUUCAACGUCAGCGUGAAGAACGCCUUUAAAUUGUGCAACAAAGACAGCGAGGAGAUCCACAUCUUCCUGGCCAAGAAGCCAGAGGAGAAGAUCCGCUGGCUCAGGGCCUUCCACGAGGAGAGGAAGAUGGUGCAGGAGGAUGAGAAAAUCGGUUUUGAGAUCUCUGAGUACCAGAAGCGGCAGGCGGCCAUGACAGUGAGAAAGGUGACCAAACAGAAAGGUGUAAACAGGUGCACGCCCCCCUCAUACCCGCCCCCCCAGGACCCCCUCAGUGCGGGGCAGUAUGAGGUAACGGAGGACAUGGCACAAGGAGAGGUUUUUGAAUUCAGUCAAUCCAAAAGAGGCCAGGCUCCUUUCUGGCAGAAUUUUAGUAGAUUAGCUCCAUUUAAGAAAUAGAGAUGCACAGACUCUUCUGAAGGACCAGCUAUUUUUCUUAGAAGCACUAAACACUGGAUGAUCAUGUCCCAUGAUGAAGAAAAAUACGAAAAACACACAUAACACAAGAGACUUUUGAAAAUUAUGGACCAUUGUUAAUAUAGGGUGUGAUUGGAAGCAGCAAGAGGACUGAAGACUUGGAUUUAAACAGAAAAAAUAAAACUUUACAGUUCAUAUAUGUUAGUAACGUUCUUAGUUAUCAUGCUUCUCCAGCUGAGUCGACUGUCAUGAACUCUUUCCCUCGGAUUCUGCAUCUUCAUCUGAAUGUCCUGGAGUUAUUUAGAUUGUUAUAUGAAUUCAUUUUGAACCAUCGUCUGGAGAGAGGCCGAGCCAGUGGUAGUAUGAUUGUGUCCAAAAAGCUGAGAUCUUGCUGUGCUGCUAUGUGAGAUUACUUGUUGCAUUCUUCUGAAUGUGAGCUCGAAUAAUGAGCGGCCUCGGCUUUAACCGGCCGUGGCGCGUGAAGGACCUGCGAAGCUCGACCGUCAGCAUCAUCUCUGAGUUAGAUCCUUUCUGCCACUGAUCACAGACCAGCCAGGCUCAUCUCUGCUCUACCGAUGUCUGGAUCUCCUCCUCAUGCUCAACGAUCCAUGUUCCUCUCUCUCGCACAUAGUAGCCCUUUCUUCACCGAGUCUGACGUUCACAGUGUUUCCCUCACUCUCUGCAUCCCUCUCUAUCUCUCUACCCACCUGCUCGGCCUCUGUGAGUCAGUGGCUCUCAGAGGAAGAGCUUCAUUCUUUUGGAAAGCUGCCAUUGGCCAUGAUAGGGUGGGUCAGGGAACAAAUCAAUAGUGGGAACAUCAAUAGAAUAUUUACAUCCUUUCACCAACCACUUUUGACAGGGUAUUCAUAGCCGAUCAUGCCGAGGGGGCUGCGGGUUUGCAUUUUUGACGGAGAGAGAGCUCGCCGCUCAGAUGAAACAGCUGGGAGCAGGAGAUAGGCGGGCCGCGGUCCGCCUGCCUUGUGUCAGAGCCCCUCCCCACUCUCCCCAGAGACCACCCCUGUAGCACUGUGCUGGCAGCUCACUGGGCGUUUGGAAAGAGAACAGCCUACCUCCGGGAAUCCUCUGAGAGCUAAAAGUGAAGUUGAGGCAUUGGCCAAGGUCUAAAAUAAUAUCUCUAUUUCCAUGUCAGCUGUCAAAAUAACAACUCGCUUAGUUAAUUAUUUUGUGUUGCUCACAUUGUAAAAAGCACAGCACUUGUUUAGUCUGAGGAGUACUUUCAUUUAGAGGGGACAUAUUAUGCUCAUUUUUAGGUUCACACUUGUAUUUUUGGUUUCUACUAGAACAUGUUUACAUUCUUUAAGGUUCAAAAAGACGUUAUUUUAUCUCAUAUUCACCUUCUGUUUCAAACGUGCCUGUCUCUUUAAAUUCCCAGUCAAACAGAAUAUCUGAGCUGUAAAUCAAAUCCUUUGUUAAAAAAGUGGGCAGGUUUAGAGUUUAGCAGAGCUAAUGCUAGCCACAGCCUGCAAGCUACUUUCAUUGGAAAACACUGCAGCUACAGAGAACUGUUGGCAUCACACACACACACACACACACACACACACAAACACCUCCCUCACCUGUUGUAGAUCAGCAGGAGGACCUUCAGUUGACUCCGUGUUGCAUUGCAGGCAUGCAGACGAUCGGUGCCUGAGGCUCCGGAGCUCCCCGCUCACCCACACAAGUCCACCAUCAUCUGGUGGCCGCAGUCACACAGACAAAGAGACGGCUCAAUAUCAGCAAAGCUUCCCCCAAAUGAAUAAGACCUUAUCAUAUUGUUACUUUAAUGUAAUUUAGAGAACUUCAGAUAGAUUUUGCCACCACCACAACAUCACAAACAAGCUAGUAGCUUAUUAAUCUGAGCUCUUUACCACAGAUUGAGCGAUUGAUAUUAAUAUUAUUGGUUGUUACUAUCUUAUGUAAGCACAUGUCAUAUUUUGUUCUAUUUCAAAUUCAAAGAUUUUGUCAUUUCUUUUGGCAUAUGUUGUUAAGUAGGUGCACAAUAUUAACUGGGGUGUUAUCUAAAGGGGUUAUUUCACGUCAUCUCAACUUUAAACCCCCCUCUCAAAAAAAAUCCACUUUCUUUUUUAUUGGCUUGUGGAAAAAAAAGCCUGCAUGUGAUAUAAGAGGGUGAGCUAAAUCUGAAUUGCUUAUUGAAUCUCUUUGGACAACAUACAAAACACUGACAUUGCUGUUUUAUUUCACAGUUUGUAGGAUGCUUGGCACUCAGAUGCACUGAAAGUGUGAGUUUCUCCAUAAUAUGUCCCCUUUAAGUAAUCCAAACAUGCCACAAUGUGAGAAAUUAGAACGAACCCUGAACCAGCACAAGGGGAAAUGGUCAUAAAAUUGUCAGAAGUUAUAAAUGUUUGGUCGGUUGUUAGACAGCAGUGAGCUAGUACCGUAGGGAGGCAGAAAGGUGAUUUUAAUCUGUAGCAUGCAGGUGUCCUCCGACAGAUUCAUGCCUCUCUAAAGACUGCAGCUUCAAUUCUUGGCGCUCCUUCCCGUUGUUUUUCCAGAUCUGAUCCGUGUUCUUGGGGCUGUUAAGUGAUUUUUUUUUACAGAGAACUGCGGCCUGAUCAGAUUGAUUUGUUUUAUCGACAAUUGUCCCCGAAGCUGCUGCAUUAUGCUCUGACAACAGAGGUGAAAAGUUAGACAAGAGAAGAGGAGAAACUACUUUACACACAACAUGAAGGUAUAUUCUUUUCUACAGUUGGAAUGUAAGUGUCCAUGGUUUGUGAUCAUAUUUUUGACCUCAGAUACAGAUUUUGUGUUCUCUCACCUGAUGGACAGUACAUAUACAGUAUGACAACUUGUGCAAUGUGAUAUAUCAUUAUAUAUCUUCACUAUUCACUACGACGUGAUAUGAAAGAGUUAUAUAUCGUUCUAUGUCAUUUGUUUGCCUUCUUUUAGGCCUUAUAACCUAUUGGAGAAAAAAAAGACCUUAGAGUUGCUUUGUAUGUUGUGUAAUUUAUGUUUUGUUUCAGUAAAGAAAGUUGAGAAAUGGGUGAGUUGGCUGCUGGUGUCUGUAGAGAUGGCUCCCAGUGAGAUUGUUUUGGAAGAUAAUUCCCUGGUCUGGCACAGCAAAAAGAUAUGGUUCCCAGGCCAUGAUAACCUCAGGUCCCGUGCUACGCCCACCCCCACUCCCUCACUCUCCCAUUCCCUUACUUACCACGCCACCAACAACACACACACACACAAGCAUGCAGGCAAACACACACACACACACACACACAGACACAUAAUCAUGAGCACUUGCUGGCCCGUUCUGCUGCGGAGACGAGAGAUGCUAUCUAACAGUGCCUUCCAGCAUUCCACUAGUGAUUAUCUAUUCAGUUUCACAGGCAGAUUUGAAUUAGUCAUGUAUUUUCCCUUCAGUGUGGGACUUGCAUCUCUCUCUCUCUCUUUCUCUCUCUCUCUCUCUUUCUUUCUCUCUCUCUGUCUCUCAUACACACUGGGAAUUCCUCGUUCCCCAGUGCAUGAGACCCACUCGGACAGAAACUUUAGAGGUCAGGCCUUUUCCAUAUGAGUAGAUACUGUGCUGUCUGACUGAAACACACCUUAUUAUCAUUAUGAUUAUUAUAUUAUAUCACACGUACAUAGCGGUAAUUUUCUUGCACAAAAAAGAUAAUUUAGUAACAUAGAAUUCCUUUAUUAUCUAUUUAUCAUGCUGAAAGAUGGUUUCAUUUGAAUAUAUCGUAGGAAAUUUUCAUUAGUCAAGUUAGGUUUCACUUUUCAAACUAUAUUAUUAACAGUGAAUCAAAAGAAGAAUCAUCUAUUUUACCUUUAUCAGCUACACACUGUAAAUAAUGUAAAAAGAACAGAUCAUAUAUUUGGAUAUUGGUAUUUUGCGUUGGAGACGAAUGUUGUUCCAGUUCUAGCGUGCGGUAGACCUCAGUACCAGGUAAAUGCAUGCUCGUGGCAUCCAAUAUUUUGCAUGAGACUUUAGACAACUCUUAACAGAUUGUUUGGUUUCAUUUAACUUCCAAUGGGGAUUUUUUUCCACCCACAACACGGAACCAUUCAUUUGUGAACCCAUACCAUCUCACUAUAGGGAGUUCUUUUCUCUGUCCACCUGUCUCCGGCUCAUUACAGGUUGUAGCUUCUGUUUUUUAUUUAUUACGUAGAGGGGGAACACCUUUCCUCACGCUGACUCAAAGACUGAACUGUUGAUAGGUGAAAUAAAAAGGCACUAACGCUCUCUUUGCCCAGAUAUAUUGGGUACUAUAAACUGUAAAUUCAAAAUCUUUUUCUUCGACUCCAACCUGCACUGUCACGGUCCAAACUGCUGGUUAUUUUACUUUUUUAAAUUAUUAUUUGGAAUGCCAUUAACCGCUGAGGCAAAACGGGUAUAAUUUUUCUAUGACAACAGUGAACCAAAUAGGAGGUAGCACUGAUCAUGGGUGUUUGUGUAUAGAUUUGUAGUCGAGCAGAAGAGCUGAAUAAAUGCGAAACCUCUCGGGAUGAGCUAAAAAUAAACAUAAUCCUGAAGACACGCACACACAUACACACAGUACUUCAUUGCAAUUCAUAUCAUGCUCUUGUUUAAGGAAUAAAUCUUUGAAGUACAAUGACUUGACAGUACAAAUUAAUUCCUCACUUGUAUUUAUUGAAUGCAGUAUUAUUAAUAGUACCAUUUUGGCCACGCUGUUCAAAGGAUGUAUAUAUUGGUUUUUAUUUGUCUUCUAUAAUUAUCAUUCUGACCUUGAGAGCUGAGAGGAAAGCCUUCUGUGUGGAAGAUUUUUUUAUAUAUAUAUAUAUAUAUGAAUAUAUUUCCGGUCAUAAAACCAUGGCAGUCAAUUUAGCAGACUUGUCAAUUGGAUGCAUCAGAAGUUGCUCAGAUUUCUAGAGUUACUCCUUUUAGUCCAGGGUGUAAAUGAGCUAAGCGCUCAUAUUUAGCAUAGCAGCAUCUUCAGUCGGGGCUCCUUGCAGUUGGUUAAUGCGGUCCUGUGUUGUUUCAGAACAGUCAGGGUACAACAGAGUCUUCAAUGAGCCAUAUACUGAUGUGGUGUUCAAUGACAACAAGGUUAACAGAAGACUGACAUCCCACUUUUGGAAUCUACUCAUUGUAUAUUACCAUCAAGUUUGAGGUCUUGAUUUUUUUGCCUAUCACACAAGAAAACUUUACUCACACUAUCCAUAUCCUUUGUCACCAUAUGCAACUCAUUUUCUUUCUUGCUGGCCUUUGAGUUUAAUUAUUUGUUGUAGAAAUGGAAAAAAAAAACAUGAAAAAUAAUGCCUAUUCAAUCCAGAAACUGUGAAUGGGAGAGUGGAGAUGUCAACUGUAUGUACAUUAUAUGUUUUGAUGUAAUCAGAAGCACUGGGAAUAUGUUGUACUUCGCUGUAAAAAUAAAUCCAUAUCUGAUAUAGCUGUACUUUUGUUGAAAAUAAAACCUCUACAGAA
Molecule: messenger RNA, 7158 nt
Organism: Centropristis striata (black sea bass)
Lineage: Eukaryota; Metazoa; Chordata; Actinopteri; Perciformes; Serranidae
Product: rho guanine nucleotide exchange factor 9
Exons: 11
Coding region: 3-1742 (579 amino acids)
Molecular function (GO): protein binding; guanyl-nucleotide exchange factor activity
Source: RefSeq, a predicted model, not a curated record